Candida dubliniensis CD36 is the source of this 531-nucleotide messenger RNA. It is a transcript of the gene CAP4, whose product is annotated as Cap4p. The transcript has a single exon. NCBI's taxonomy places the organism in Eukaryota, Fungi, Ascomycota, Pichiomycetes, Serinales, Debaryomycetaceae. The coding region runs from base 1 to 531 and encodes 176 amino acids. Gene Ontology annotation, molecular function: transcription cis-regulatory region binding; DNA-binding transcription activator activity, RNA polymerase II-specific. Gene Ontology annotation, cellular component: RNA polymerase II transcription regulator complex. The record is from RefSeq and is a predicted model, not a curated record.
AUGAAUAUAUUUACACCAUGGACGAAAAAUAAUAAGGCAGAAAGUGCUAACGGUCAUGAGACACCUCAAUUUGCUAGUGCAAUAACACAGUCAAAUUCUACCAAUUCACGUCCAACAGGAAAAGAACUUAUGGGCCCAAGUUAUAGUAGGGUGCAAGAUUUAUCGGCACAUGCAAUUGCAUCACAAGCACAAAUAAAUCCAUCAACUGGAUCCAUGGAUGUGAAAGUCGAUCCAGAAUUACCCAAAGCACAUAGCCACCGAAUAGUUUCCACGACAAAACGAGCUGAACAGAACCGUAAUGCCCAACGAGCUUUCCGCAUUCGCAAAGCAAAUCAGUUUAAAGAAUUGGAGAGUAAAGCCAAAGAGGUCGAUCAGUUAAAACUGAAGAUUGAGAGUUUAGAAGCACGGAAUCGAUCGAUGGCCAAUUAUAUAUGUGAGUUGCAACGGCAAAUAAUUGAAUUCAAUAAUAAUAAAACCCCCAGCAAAAGCGACGAUAAUGGGAAAGAAAAUAACACCCCAUCAGGCAAUUGA